Molecule: messenger RNA, 2381 nt
Organism: Podarcis muralis (Common wall lizard)
Lineage: Eukaryota; Metazoa; Chordata; Lepidosauria; Squamata; Lacertidae
Source: RefSeq, a predicted model, not a curated record
UGGAAAAAAGCACGUGAGUUUGAGUUAUUCAAUCACUAGCUCUCGAAGGAGAAACUCUCACGUAUCUCCACUUUUCAAAGGAAAAUGGUUCCUUAACUUAGCAGCAGCAAAUUAUUCACAUUCUUUAUUUUUUAAAAACAACAACAACAAAACAUUCCCAUGUCAAAGAGACUCUGUGUCACAGCUGAAUCCACAGCAGAGAUUGAAAUAACCUCAUCUGAAUUCUCAUCUCUGUGUCCCGGUUUAAACCCCCCCACUUCAGAGAGCAGUGAUCUUUGAGCCAUCGGGUCUGAAUUUCCUGGAAAGGAAACACGCCCAUUCGCAGACGCAAAAGAGAGAAAACUAAACCAUCUCUCUCUUCGUGGCGAGGCAGCCAUGGCAGGGAGUCCGGCGCAGGAUCUCUGUGACGAAGCCAUUUGUUCCAUCUGCCUAGAGUAUUUCCAGGAUCCAGUCAUCAUCCCGGAGUGCGGGCACAAUUUCUGCAGAUCCUGCCUGAGCCAGUGGUGGGAGAAAUCUGAGGCGGAGGCUUCCUGCCCCCAGUGCAGAGAACAAAUUAAGCAGAGGAACCUCAUCCCGAAUCAGCCACUGGCAACUGUUUUGGAAACGCUGAGAGCCAAAGAACUCAGUCUUCGGGGCUGGGAAACGGUAGGAGGAAAGGAGAGGUGUGAGACACACCAGGAGCCCCUGAAACUCUUCUGCAAGGACCACAAAAGGCCCAUCUGUCUGGUGUGUGACAGAUCCAAGGAACAUGAAAGCCACAAGGUGAUUCCUCUGGAGGAGGCUUCCCAGGAGUACAAGGAUCAGAUCAGCAGCUGCUUAGACAAUCUGAGGAAGAAGAAAGAGAAAACACUGGCAUUUAAAGCAGACAUGGAAAAAGAAAGUCAAGACCUGCUUAAACAAAUAGAAGCAGAGAAGGGAAAGAUGGUGGUUGAGUUCAGACGACUGCGCCAGUUUCUGGAAGAACAAGAGAAGUCUCUGCUGGCCCAGAUGGCAGAAGUGGAGAAGGAGAUUGCAAAGAAAAGAGAGGAGCACCUGGCCAGACUCUCUGGGGAACUCUCCUCUCUUGAAAGCCUCAUCCGGGAGAUGGAGGAGAAGCGUUGGCAGCCAGCGAAUGAACAACUGCAGGAUAUUGGAAGCUUCUUACAGAGGUCUCAAGCAAAGGAGAAGUUGGAGAACCUUCCUGCGCCUUUCCCCUCUGCACUGAAGUGGAAGAUCUGGGAUUUCUGUGAUAUAAAUCCCUUUCUGGAAGGUGUCAUGAAGCAGUUCAGAGACUCUCUGGGAUCAGGACUUCAGCUGAGAAAAGAAAAUGUAACUUUGGAUCCCAACACAGCAAAUCCCUGGCUCCUCUUGUCUGAGGAUCGUAAGAGUGUGAGGCGAGGAGGAGAACGUCAAGUUCUGCCUGACAGACCUGAGAGAUUUAACAACUAUUAUUACGUGCUGGGUCGUGAGGGGUUCACAGCAGGCAGGCAUUUCUGGGAAGUCACCGUGGGGAGCGAUGAGGGGUGGGCUGUGGGGGUUGCCAAAAGUUCUGUCCAGAGGAAGCAGGUGAUCACUGCUGGUCCCGAAGAAGGAGUCUGGGAUCUGGGGAAGUGGGGAGGCGCAUACAGGGCUGCCUGUCUUGGUUCACGGACUGUUUUGCCCCUGAGUUGCGAGCCCAGGAGGAUCCGAGUGACCCUGAACUGUGAAGGGAGGCGGAUGGCCUUUUACGAUGCCGAUAGAGCAGCCCGCCUCUGCACGUUCUCAGCAGCCUCCUUCUCAGGAGAGACCCUCCAGCCCUUGUUUUCUGUGUUCAGUAAGGGCCAUCUAAACCUGCCUGCCUAAGGGUGGAGGCAGACAAGAUAGAGGAACCCCGCGCUGUCGCCACACGCAUGCUGCUUCCUUCCCAGGAAUGAGCUCAGAGGUUACUUUCUCCCUGAGGAGAAGCCAUAUUUGUAGAACAGUGGCUGGCUGGCUCUUUCACCGCUUGUCCUGCUCAGGCCAGGUGUCUAGGAAGCACUGUCAGAAAGCCUGUAGACCCUGUCCCAUGCUUCAGUCAGAGUCUGUGGCCUGGGUUGGUUAUGAAACUCAGAUGUAAGAAAGAAAUUCCUGUGUCCGCCUAGGUCUUUCUCUAACCUUCCCAAGAUGGUCACGUUUAGCUUGUAGGUGAUGCUGGAAGCCAGGAUGGUGCUGAUCUAAGGAACUCUAGGGGAUGGUGGUACAUUUCUAUGUAUACAAUUAUUUCCAUUGAAAUAAUCUGCAGCUAACAGUUGGGCAGAUCCAUCUAUAGAUUUUUUAGAGAGCACCUCUGCUUGUACUUUUGUGUGUCUGGACAUAUUUGGGGUUUUUGUGUGUUAACCCCAGUAUGGUGUAGUGGUUAAGAGCGAUAGACUCGUAAUCUGGUG